AUGCUCCUUUGGGCGGCGUGGCGAGCCAUCGCCUCGGCGGCACAAGUGCUCUUGCCGGGCGACGAUGCUAAAAUUCCCCCUCCUCGACUGCUCAAACGCGUUCCCGUUUCCCUCGACGAAUCUCCCGUUAUGCCCAAUCCUACCCAGGGCUUAAUAAUCCGGCCUGCUAUCCCCGGUUUGACAACAUCGCUUUCCGGCCUGCCUGUCCUCUUCGGCUCGCUCCUCGUUGCUCAAUCGUUCCACGAGCUGGGACACGGGCUUGCGGCUGCAGCCGAGCAAAUCCCGCUCCUCUCGACCGGCUUCCGCCUCUUCCUGCUCGUCUUUCCGACAUUUCACGUCGAGGUUGCAAGCGAUUUCGAUGUCUCGCCUCUCACCGACCUCCGCAUCUCGUCUGCCGGAGUUUGGCACAACGUCCUCCUUGCGUCGAUGGCAUGGACCUGGUCGGAUGCCGGAGCAGGACUUACAAACUGGAUGGGACGAGCGCUUGGAAUCUGGGACACGCUGGACGAAGGCCAUUCGCCUCUCGCACCUCACCUCGCUACUGGCAUGCUGAUCGACCACAUAGACGAUCUCGAAUUAGAUGCGGCGACGGCGCGUUCGGCGGACCCCGCCCGCCUCUGGCACGACCACCUGUCCUCGUCCAAUCCGCUCGACCGCUACCAGAACCUCGGAUGGUGUCUCGAUGCCGACCUCUUCUCCACUUCGGAUGGUGCCGAAUGCUGCAACAAGCCGAACCUCGAUGGCAUGUCCCCUUCGGGAGGACCAGCUACCGCCGAACGACUUCUCUGCUUCGAAGCCUUGACGGAACCGCCGAAUCAACCCCGCAGCCAGGCCUGCCUCGAUCCGCUCCCUCUUCUUCCGCCUACGUCACCCUCCGACAUACCACCCAGAUGCUUCGACGACCAGUCAUGCCGCAGCCUUCAAGGCGGCUCGAAGACCAUUUGCGGCCGGAUCAGCGAGGACGAACACGUCGUUCGGCUUGGGGUACGGAACACCUCCUCGGCGGAAGUGGGUGGCGGAGGGGGAGAAGACAGCCGCACGGUCCUAUGGCAGGGCAGCCGGCAAAGGUUGUUGCAUGACGGUCUGUCCUCCAGUCACGGUUACCAGCCGAAGACCCCGCUAUUGCUCGAACGACUGAUCCGGUAA
Rhodotorula toruloides NP11 is the source of this 1146-nucleotide messenger RNA. Its product is annotated as S2P endopeptidase. Gene Ontology annotation, biological process: membrane protein intracellular domain proteolysis; regulation of response to endoplasmic reticulum stress. Lineage: Eukaryota; Fungi; Basidiomycota; Microbotryomycetes; Sporidiobolales; Sporidiobolaceae. Gene Ontology annotation, molecular function: metalloendopeptidase activity. The transcript is spliced from 6 exons. Gene Ontology annotation, cellular component: cytoplasm; membrane. The record is from RefSeq and is a predicted model, not a curated record. The coding region runs from base 1 to 1146 and encodes 381 amino acids.